This is a messenger RNA of Apiotrichum porosum, 729 nucleotides long. RefSeq lists its product as uncharacterized. Lineage: Eukaryota; Fungi; Basidiomycota; Tremellomycetes; Trichosporonales; Trichosporonaceae. The record is from RefSeq and is a predicted model, not a curated record. The transcript has 3 exons. Bases 1 to 729 code for a protein of 242 amino acids.
AUGACCUCCGUUAUCAUUACUGGCGCAACGGGCACUGCCGGCUCUGCCGUUCUGAACAAUGCCCUCGCAAACCCGCUCAUCUCGCACGUCACUGUCCUCGCCCGCCGAGCUCCCAAGGUGACCAGCGACAAGCUCACGACCGUCAUCAUCCCCUCGGACGAGAACCCCAAGGGCUUCUCAGAGCUCACUCCGGCAACCAUAGCCCAGCUCAAGGGGUCGGACGCGGUGAUCUGGGCUCUGGGCAUUAGCCAGCUGCAGGUGUCCAAGGACGAGUACAACACCAUCACCUACGACUAUACCAAGGAGGCGGCCAAGGCGUUUGCCCCGCUCGGCACCAAGGACAAGCCGUUCCGCUUCGUCUUUGUCUCGGGCAUGGGCGCCGACCAGAGCGGCAAGUCGUCGACGCUGUUCGCAAAGGUCAAGGGACAGGUCGAAAGGGAGCUCGUCGCGGACGAGACGGAGAGCUUCAAGACGGUCAACCUUCGUCCUGGCGGCAUCGUGCCGGCGGCCGACCACGCACACAACCUCAACUUCUUCAACCGCUCCUUCCUCACGGCCUUCAACUGGCUGCUGCCCAGCCAGAUGAUCAAGUCUGAUGACCUGGCAGUUGCGGCUGUCAACCUGGCCGCCGGGCGUGGAUGGGACGAGCGUGAUGCCGAGCACGUCAUUUACAACAAGCAGCUGCUCAAGAUGGCGCAGGACUUUUCGAGCCAGAUGGCUCCCCAGUAG